AUGAAAUUGUUGGUAGCGUUCGGCCUUGUUGCGGCCGCGCUCGCCUCAUGGGAAUCUUCCCCAAUCUAUCAAGGAUCUGAGCGAUCAUUCGUCAAGGGUAACACCUACAUCUUCUCCUAUGAUGGACAGGCAGUCUCUGGCGUUGCUGCCAAGGGAUCCUCAUCUCACUCAAUCCAACAAGCUUCCGGAAAGGUCUACGUGACCGUUGGAGACAAAUACUGGACGAUGCGCGGAGAUGACAUCAAACUCACCUAUGGACAACGCAAAAUGGAGGAGCCUCGCACUUUUGAGAAGUUGACCUCGCUUGAGCAGCAACAACUCACCGACGAGCAAAUCGCCAUUCUCCGUCUUCCCGUCCGUUUCCGUUAUCACCAAGGAAUCAUCACUGAUGUUCACUUCACCGAGCGUGACAAUGCCUGGUCUGAGAACAUGAAGAGAUCGGUCCUCUCGAUGUUGCAAAUGCAACUCUCACCCAAGACUCCCCAAGCCCAAGAGUUCUCGACUGUUGGUGAAAAGGAAAUUGAUGAGAACAACAAGUACUUCACUCAAGCUGAGCGUGUUCUCGAGGGUGAAUGCGAGGUUGCCUACACGAUUGUUGAUGGAGAGAAGAAGGACGAGAAGGAGAUCACCAAAUCCCUCAACUUCAACAAGUGCUCCAAGCGUGUCGAUAUCCGCUACGGAUUCCGUUUCAACUCUGAGUGCGAGACUUGCCUCGAGGAGGAUGCCCGUCCCGAAUCUCAAGUCGUUGUCAACUACAAGGUGAUGGGAGAUGACAAGUCUUUCCUCAUCAAGGAGAUCAACCUCAAGUCUGAAUACCUCUUCACUCCAUUCUCCACUCAGCAACAAAUGCUUGCCACCUAUCAACACGUCAUCAUGCGCCUCAUCAAGAUUGUUGAGACUGAGCGUUCGGAGGAGGCCCAAUGGUCAAACAAGAAAUCGACGAUCAUGUACAACUACGAGAAGGAGCUUGCCCGUGAACAAUUCUGGAUGAACGGAGAUGAGGAGAGCUGGAAGAGCGCCGGAUUCGAGUUCAUGCCAAAGAAGGAAAUCGUCGAGAAGGCCGUUCAACAAAUGAUCGAAUCGAUCGAUGAGUCUGACAAGGAUGGAGUCAAGCUUGAGUCCACCCACCAAAUGGCCCGCAUCGUCAUCGUUCUCCGCAUGUGCAACCGCGAAGAGAUGAUGGACAUCCACCGUACCGUGUGCGAGAACAGCAAAUACACCAAGGAGCAACAAAAGAAAAUCAACGAGAUCAUCGCUGAUGCCCUCGCUAUUGCUGGAACCAAGGUUACCGUCGAGCACUUGAUGGAGAAGAUUGAGAAGAAGCAAAUCUCUCCUCUCAAGGCUGCCCUCACCCUUAAAUCCCUUGACAUCAUCUACUCAAAAUCCGAGGAGACCAUUCUUCGCUCCACCGCUGUCGAUGCUCUCCGAAUGAUCCGUGAAGAGAUGCCCCGCAAGGAGUCUGUCAACCCAUGCGAGAAGCAACUUUCCAACGAUGUGACUGUUGUGCUCCGUUCUCUUCGCUUCCGUCCUUCCCUCGAGUCUCGCCACUUCCACGCCUCGACUUUCUCCAAAGCCCUCGACCUCGGAUUGACCAUCGACUUCGCUUCGGUGCUCACCAACGAAUCGGUCCUUCCCCGAAAGCGAUCCCCACUUUGGGUUGAGGAGACCCGCGAAUGGGAGCUUGAUUGCAAGGCUGAGUUGGUCUUCCCCGAGUCGCCCAAGUCCAUCCGCGAACUCCGUGAGCAGAAACAUCAGCCCGAGUACGCCGUUUUGAUGAAGAACACCAAGAAGAACUCCGAGGAGAAGAAGUUGAAGAUUGUCACUGCUGAGAACAAGGAAAUCGAGAUUGAGUUCGAGAUUGAGAAGGAGAAACUCGUGUGCAAGAUUGAUGGAAGCCGUGUUGAGGAUGAGGAGACUCUUUCUGAGAACGGAAUCGAGUUGAUCGGUGAGCGCACUUUGGAGGUUGUUCUUCCCAAGAUCGCCGUUCGUUUCGACGGAUAUAUGUGCGAGAUCAAGGCUGACAAGAGAACCCAAAACAAGCAAUGCGGUAUGUGCGGACAUUUCGAUGGACACCGCGACAACGAGUUCCGCCGUGCCGACAAUGAGGAGACUGAGGAUCUCGAGGACUUCCACCGCUCUUGGUUGAAGAAAGACUCUGAGUGCGAGAUUGAGGAGUACAAGCUCAAGGAAAAGACCAACUACGGAGUUGAGGAGAACAAGGAGUCGACCGAAUUCGAUUCGGAGGAGGACGAUUUCGAGAGAGUCAAGAAGGUGAAGAAAAUGCACAAAAAAAUCGACUACAAGGAUGAAGAGGAGGAGACAUACGAGCCAAUUGAGAAGACCAUCGUCAUUGAGCGAUCAAGCAAGACCUGCUUCUCCGUCGAGCCCCAACCAGCUUGCCGCCACUCCGAUGAGCCCCAAGAGACCACUCAAAAGAAGGUGAAAUUGGCCUGCUUGCCACGUGGAGAGCGCAAGACCCGUGAAAUGAUCAACAUGAUCAAGAAUGAGCAAUACGAUGAGGUCUCUCGUCUCGUCAACAACCUCGAGGAGCGCUUCACCGAGUCGAUCCGUGUUCCAACUCUCUGCCGUGUCUUC
This is a messenger RNA of Mesorhabditis belari, 2595 nucleotides long. NCBI's taxonomy places the organism in Eukaryota, Metazoa, Nematoda, Chromadorea, Rhabditida, Rhabditidae. The record is from the annotation of a GenBank genome assembly.